Lathyrus sativus (Indian pea) is the source of this 210-nucleotide messenger RNA. Lineage: Eukaryota; Viridiplantae; Streptophyta; Magnoliopsida; Fabales; Fabaceae. The record is from the annotation of a GenBank genome assembly.
AUGUGCCUUGCAGGACUUGUUCUUGCAUUGUUGUGUGGUCUCUUUCCUUCGCAAAUUUUAUUUUGGAGAGGCAUGAAGUUGCAGCAGGAUUUGGAGCAUGGUUUUUGGCUUGAUGAACUGCUUUGGUCAAAGGUCGAUGCUUUAUCCCAUAGCAGGUUUUGUGGUACAACUUUCACAGCAAGUCAUGUAGGCAUCGUACGAUUUGGUUGA